AUGGCCAGCCUCGAGACGUCCGCCGUCCGCUUCGAGUCGCUCUCGUCCGACAUCUCGCCCGUCCCUCACUCGUCCAACACGGCGUUCGAGUUCCUGUUCUCGCAGCCGUUCCGCAAGGGCACGCCGACCUGGGAGGCCACCUCGAAGGAGCUCCAGUCGCACACCCUCGGCCCCAUCCACCCCGAGAAGCCCAUCUUCCGCGACGGCAAGACGGGCGCAACCCUCAGCUACGGCCGCCUGUACCGCGACGCCCUCACGGUCGCCUCGUCCCUCACCGACGGCCACCUCGCCCUCCAGCCCGCGCCCGCCUCGUCCUCGAACCCGCGCGUCAACCGCGGCGCCAUCGUGUCGCCGACCAUCCUCCUGCACCUCCCCAACUGCCUGCCCUUUGUCACCCUCGCGUACGGCGUCCUCGCGUCGGGCCUCACCCUCACGGCCGCCAACCCGGUCCUCACCCCGCCCGAACUCGCCCACAUCCUCACCCUGUCCGAGCCCGCCGCGCUCGUCACGACCGCAGCAGGCGUCGCCACGUUCCAGGCCGCGUUCAAGCUCCUCGCGCCCGACCUCCAGGCCAAGCUCAGCUACGCGACCCGCGGCAACGUCUUCCUCGUCAACCUCGACGGCGACGACUACGGCGCGUCGGCGGCGUCGCUCGCACCUCUCGAGCGCAACGUGGGCGGCUGGACCGUCCACGACUGGAAGGUCCUCCUCCCCGCCACGCCCAAGCCGUUCUCGCCGCCGCGGUACACCGGGAGCGAGGACGCCCUGCGCGCCGCCAUGAUCUUCUGGUCCUCGGGCACGUCAGGCAAGAGCAAGGGCGUCAUCUUGACGCACAGGGCCAUCGGCUCGGCCCUCAUCGGCGUCUGGCACGCGUCGACGCUCGGCGAGGACGAGCGACUUGUCGGCCUUCCCCCGUUCUACCACAUCUUCGGCUGGGCCAACGUCCUCAUGGCGGGCGUCGCGCUCGGUGCGACCGUGACGACGAUGGGCAAGUUCGACCCGGUGUCGUACCUGACGAUGGCGCAAGAGUGCCGAGCGACGCACCUUCACUUCUCGCCACCCAUCGCCGUCCUCCUCGCCAAGAGCCCUCUCGUCAACGGCUUCGACCUCUCGUCCGUCCGAGGAUGCACCUCUGGCGGCGCGCCUCUCGGCACGAGCAUCAUCGAGGAGGUGUACAGGCGCCUCGGCAUCCUCAUCAAGAUCGGUUACGGCCUGAGCGAGACGGGCGGCGCGACGCAGCAGCAGAGCAUGACGUGGGACGACCUCAAGAAGCAGCUCGGCAGCUGUGGGCCGGCGUACCCGGGCACCGAGAUCAUGAUCCGCUCGACCGAGACUGGGAAACCCGUCACCGUUGGCGAGGAGGGCGAGAUCCUGAUUCGCGGCGUGUCGUGCGCCAUCUCGUACCUCAACAACCCGUCGGCGACGGCCGAGGCCUUCACGCCCGACAUGUGGUUCUGCACGGGCGACGUCGGCAAGUUCGACACCCAGGGCAACCUGUACAUCACCGACCGCCUCAAGGAGCUCAUCAAAGUCAAGGGGUUCCAGGUCUCGCCCGCCGAGCUCGAGGACUCGCUGUGCGCCUCGCCGCUCGUGCAGGACGCCGGCGUCACGUCCGUGUACCACGACGACCACGCGACCGAGUACCCUCGCGCCUACAUCAUGCCGUUCGACAAGGAGGUGCUCAAGGGCGGCAAAAAGGCGCACGACUUUGCGCACGCGUUGCGGCAGCACAUCGAGGGCAAGCACUCGCCGUACAAGUGGAUCCGCGGCGGGUUCGUCCUCGUCGAGGCCGUGCCCAAAUCUCCUGCGGGCAAGAUUCUCCGGCGCAUGCUCAAGGACUGCAAGGGCCACGAGGUGCAGGUUUACGAGGAGAAGCCGCGCGCCAAGCUCUAGACCGACCUUCCUUCCGACCCUUUCUCGCUCUCUUUCCUAUCACCUCCCCUUGUCGUGCCGCAUCCUCUCGUCGUCUAUCUGUGCAUGUAUAGUCUCUCGUUGGCAAUGUAUAGCGACUGUGCUGG
This is a messenger RNA of Rhodotorula graminis WP1, 2018 nucleotides long. RefSeq lists its product as uncharacterized. The coding region runs from base 1 to 1893 and encodes 630 amino acids. The transcript has 8 exons. Gene Ontology annotation, biological process: secondary metabolic process. NCBI's taxonomy places the organism in Eukaryota, Fungi, Basidiomycota, Microbotryomycetes, Sporidiobolales, Sporidiobolaceae. The record is from RefSeq and is a predicted model, not a curated record. Gene Ontology annotation, molecular function: CoA-ligase activity.